Messenger RNA from Fomitiporia mediterranea MF3/22, 549 nucleotides. RefSeq lists its product as uncharacterized. The transcript is spliced from 2 exons. The annotation marks the transcript as partial. Gene Ontology annotation, molecular function: nucleic acid binding. Lineage: Eukaryota; Fungi; Basidiomycota; Agaricomycetes; Hymenochaetales; Hymenochaetaceae. The record is from RefSeq and is a predicted model, not a curated record.
UUACUAGAUCAGUUCUGGUGGCCAUCUCUUACAGAAGACAUUAAGUACUUCAUUAGGACUUGUCAUACAUGUCAGACUUGGCAGAUGCAACAAGUGCUGAUUCCACCAAGUAUUCCAGAGAUUGUACUGCUUUUCCAAAAGAUCCACAUAGAUACAAAGGUUAUACUGAAACUUGUAACAGACAACAGAAUGCCUUACAUUACAGUGCUGGACUAUUUGCAAGAAUGGUACCACAUCAAUCAUAUUUGGAUUUCUGUGUAUAACUCCUACACAAACAGAGUUAUUGAGUGGAAACACUUGGAUGUACAGGAAGCAAUUGUAAAGACAGUAGGAGACAAUAUUGGACAUUGGUAUAAGUACACACAUUCUGUGUUCUGGGCAGAGCAGAUUACAAUUCAGAAAGUGACUGGAUAUUCUCCUUAUUACCUUGUUCAUAGAGUAGAGCCAAUAUUACUGUUUGACCUGAACAAGGCAAUGUAUUUGGUUCCACCUGAAGGAUUGCUACUAACAACAGAGGAACUGGUAGUGAUACAAGUACAACAAUUGUAG